ACAACAUUUCUUUGCGUCACGCCGACGCUGGUAGUGACGAAAUGAUCCACUACACUCCUCCUAUCUCACCUUUCCUACCCUACUCUUCUCCAACUCUCCCAUCAGGACCACAGGGAUGUCAUGCGCGGAUAAACAGGGCUGGAGCACAACUUUACUCAGCAGCGGGCUUCUUUUUUUUAUUUGGAAGUGUCUUAGGACAGUCAGCGUGACUUUAAGUCUAAGCUGAGUGUAGUGGGGGGGUAGGCCUGUUAGUUGGGUGGGCGUGUGUGUUUGUUUUGUUGUCAGACGCUUCAAAUACAACUCAGCAGCCCUGUCCUGUGUUGUAGUUCCCAUAUGUCGCGAAGGCAGGCCGACCAUGACUACAACCUCCGGAGUAUGAGCAACCUGAUGGGCGAGAGGUGGAAGAAAGUGAACGACGGAGGUGAGCGCAGUCUCAUCAAGGCUCCGUCCAACGCCAGCAUCAGCAGCCAGGGCGCCUCCGCUGGAGCUUCCGCCGCCGCCGCCGGUGCCCCAUCAGCCCCCUCCUCCUCGUCCACUGGAGACCUGGAGAGGGCUGCCCGCAAGCAGUUUCAGCAGGAUGUUACACCUGGUUUCGUCUACGUCCUGGCCAUCUUCUCCGCCCUGGGGGGUUUCCUUUUCGGCUAUGACACCGGGGUGAUCUCCGGGGCGAUGCUCCUGUUGAAGAGGGAGCUGGACCUGAGCGCCCUGUGGCAGGAGGUGCUCAUAUCAAGUACUGUGGCCGCAGCCGCCCUCUCCGCCCUGCUGGGCGGCUUUCUCAACGGGGUGUUCGGGCGCAGAGUGUGCAUACUGCUCGCCAGCUUCUUCUUCGCCGUCGGGGGGAUCGUCCUUAGCAGCGCUCCCGGUAAAGAGGUGCUCCUGGCGGGUAGGCUCAUCGUUGGAUUGGGGCUCGGUAUUGCCUCUAUGACGGUGCCCGUGUACAUCGCUGAGGCCUCUCCACCCCACCUAAGGGGUCAGCUAGUCACCGUUAACACCCUCUUCAUCACGGGGGGGCAGUUCACAGCCAGCCUCAUCGACGGAGCCUUCAGCUAUCUGCGCCAUGACGGUUGGAGGUACAUGUUGGGUCUGUCUGUGCUCCCCGCUGUGCUCCAGUUCAUGGGAUUCCUCUUCCUGCCAGAGAGCCCUCGCUGGUUAAUUCAGCGUGGGCUGACCCAGAAGGCCCGCCGCGUGCUCAGUCAGAUCCGAGGCAACCAGAACAUAGACGAGGAGUAUGACAGCAUCAAAAACAGCAUCGAGGAAGAGGAGAAGGACAGCGGAGGAGAUGGCCCGGUGAUCUGGCGGAUGCUGACCUACCCCCCGGCCCGACGAGCCCUGGUGGUGGGCUGUGGUCUUCAGAUGUUCCAGCAGCUUUCAGGAAUCAACACAGUCAUGUACUACAGUGCCACCAUCCUGCAGAUGUCAGGAGUGCGGGAUGACAGGUUGGCAAUCUGGCUGGCUGGACUCACCACCCUCACCAACUUCCUGUUUACUCUGCUGGGAGUGUGGCUGGUGGAGAGAGUGGGGCGUAGGAAGCUCACCCUAGGCAGCAUCAUAGGCACGUGUUUCAGUUUGAGUCUGUUGGCCAUCGGUUUCUUAAUGUCUGCACAGCACAGUCCCCCUGUCACCUACCACCCAUUAGACCCCGCCAUGGCCAACUCUACCUGCUCCAAGUACCAGGUGUGCGAGCCGUGCAUGCUGGAUCCUGGAUGCGGCUUCUGUUACCGUGAGAAUGGCUCGGCGCUGCUCACCUCCUCCUGCAUGCCAGUCAAUAAGGCCUCCACCGAGCACGCAGCAUGGGGCAGAUGCUCCAACUCUACCCUGAUGAGAGAUCAGACCUACUGGGCCUACAACUACUGCCCCACUUCCUUCUCCUGGUUGGUUUUACUGGGACUGGUGCUCUACUUGGCUGCCUUUGCGCCGGGUAUGGGUCCAAUGCCAUGGACCAUCAACUCUGAGAUCUAUCCUCUUUGGGCAAGGAGCACAGGGAACGCCUGUGCAGCAGGGGUCAACUGGACCUUCAAUAUCCUGGUGUCUCUUACCUUCCUCCACCUGGCUCAGUACAUCACCUACUAUGGAGCUUUCUUCCUGUACUCCAGCAUGGCCUUGCUGGGUUUCGUCUUCACAUAUGGCUGCCUGCCAGAAACCAAAUCCCGCCGUCUGGAGGAGAUCGAGGCGUUGUUCGAAAACCACCUUUGCUCUUGCGGCGCCUCUGAUUCAGAUGAGGGACGGCAGGUUGAGUACAUCCGGGUCAAAGGUUCAAACUACCAUCUAUCGGACAAUGACGCAUCAGAUGUAGACUAGAGGAAACUUGGGUGUUGCUUACCUCCCUCUGGGUGUUUCAUUAGCUGUUUCACUGGAACAUGCAGAGCGGCUGAGUCUGUAAUAGUGUUCUUUUUCCUGUGAUCUGAGGGGUCACUGGUUUACCUCCAACAUAGAUUGGGAAUUACAUUUUAGAAGACUAUGCUUCUAUCAGUAACAUGUAUCAGUUCACUUUUCAAGCAGUCAACUGGGGAAAUUCCAAUCAACACUAAUGCUUUAGCAUGAAUGUUUCCCAUUAGUUCAUUCUCUAAAUUCAGGGGUGAACUGGCACCUUAUCUGGUUUCAGACCUGCUUAUUAUUUUCAACCACAGAAGUCUAUAACACUGGCCUUCUACGCAGAUAAUAGGCAAAGCAUAAUACAUAGAAGUCCAGUGACUUUUUCAUGGAGACUAGUUAUGACUGUUUAACAGAUACAAAGAUACAAAAUACAAGGAACUCUGAUUGUCCCUAAUAUUUUGUGCAUUUGUUGUAUACGCACCAUUUAUGAUUUAUACACGGUUUUAUCCCAGAGCUUUGUGUCAGAAUACAAUGGUAACUCCAUUCAAAAAGUUACAGUAAAUAUAACCACAAAACUUUUGUUGACUGGACAGCAGCUGUUGUCGUCUUUCGUACCAUUAUGCCUUGGUGUAUGAGACACAUUCCGCUGUCUCGUUUUUUCAGCUUGUAGCGUAGCACACUUAAUGUCAGUCCUUGAGCUGAUGUUCUUCUGUUUGCAGUUUGUAUUUUUAUGAAAAACAAUCGCCAGAGACACACGGUAUAUCAUUACGGUUGAGUAAACUUGUAUUGUCGACGGGUGCCGAAACAAAACCGCUCUUACAAACUUGGUAGCCCUGAUAGGACUGGAAGUCCUCGUGCUACAGUAUGGUUUGUGUAUUUAUAUAUUUAUUUAAAGCAGAUCUUUUUGUUAAUCCACGUUUCGACAAAUUACAAAUUUCCUUAGCGUUGCUUACUUUUUCAUUUAAAAUGUGUUUCACAAAACCUACCCUACGAACCAGUGUUGCAACUCUUGCAAUGAACUUUUUCUUGUCGUUAUUUCUGGAUAUAGUGUCUGUAAUAUCCAGCAAAGAAACCGGGCUGUUCUGUCUGUAGCAGUAAAAGUAAGCUUUAGCUUGAUGACUGAGAUUUUUAAGUGUUUCGUUCUAUCUGAACAUUGAUAAUAUUAGUGCCUGUGUAUUGUGAAGGUGCCUAAUGGCCAUUUUUCAGUCACAUUCCCUGUAGGUCUACUUGGCCUUUUUUUAAUUUUACCAUGUGCAUAUUUGCAUUUCACCUGUGAUGGAAUUUUAUUGACUACAAUUUCAUGUAUUUUGCUUUGUGUCUUCCUUCACAGCCUUAUGUACAAAUAGCCAAGCAUAUCAUUUAUGUAGUUCUUGUGUCAAAAGUUGAGGAGUAGGCUUUAGCGUAAUUUGGUAAUGUUGUUUUGUAAAAGUGUAAACUGUGUAAGGUUACACCUUGUUAGUUAAAUACACGUAAUUUUCUGUGUAGCAAAACUGUUGGAAAGUAGACAACUGUGUAACAAAAAAAAUAAAAAGGGUAAGUAAGGGUAUAAAGACUGCUGCUGUGCUUAGUGAACAGGUUUCUCAUGGCAGACACCCAAAAUAAACGAUUGUAAAAAUACAGUACAAUGCAACGUUUAAAAUGAUGGAAUUUUCCAUAUGAUUUCUUCUACCUAUUUUUUUAACCGCACAUUAAUAGAAAUACCCAGAAACCUCAGUAAAAAAAACGGAUAAUGUGCUAGCAGAAAAUUACCAUUUUAAAAAAAAUGUUUUUCCAACAGUCCAUUAUCCUAACCCAUCAUUAUUUAUAGACUUUAGUACCACUUUUUAAAACAAGUGAUGGCAUACUGUAGCACACAAGCACCCUCCUGUGGAAAACUUCCAGCUGAUUUUUUAAAAAUAAAAAAAGCUUUCAAAUAUCAUAGUUGCCUCUUUAGUUGCAAGUUCUUCAGUGUUAUAAUAGCUGAUCAUUUUUCAAAGCAAACACAAAAAGUAGUAUCAACAUGUACAGACUACAAUAAAAUCAUAUCAAGAAUUGAAGUCAGCACAAAACAAGGUCAAAUAUUCAACUUGCGUUUGAAAAUGAUAAGCUAUUCUAUUGUAAAGCACUUGUGAUUUGUAGUUAUGGGGCUAGAAUAUUCCAGAUAUUUUCUUUUUUAACCCAGAGCAGUAAUAAAGGAAUCCUCGAAGAUGAGCUCUGAUUGUUUAUUUCAAUAAAAACAAAACAUUGCGAAAUAUAGUUCAGAGUAAAAACUUAAACUUCCAAAACUUUGCUUUUCAACUAAUUUAGCGCAGUUUCUCUGGAGUGAAAGGUGUAGAAAACACUAGCAACUGUAAUUCAGCAUAGGAUUGUAUUUGAUCAGUUUCACUUAAUCCAGGAGUUUUCUUAAAACUUCACAAGCUAGUUUUGUACUGAAAGUAUUACUACACACAAAAACCACAGAUUUACCUGUCCACGGCACAGACUGAGUAACGAAAACUUGUGUCAACCAAAUAUUUAAUGUGAUUGUUUUAGGCUGCACCUGUGUCAGAGAUAAUGUGGUGUUCAGCCCUUAACCUCCAGUUGCGUUAACACUGUCCCCUACUACAGCUGAGGGCAUUAAAUGUGUACUUAUCAGUAAAAUGGUUACAUUUUUUUCUAUGUGAACCAAUUAUGUGUGUUUUUUGCUAAAGUUUGUGGGGUAUUACAGAAAUGCAAAUUUAAAAAAAAAAAGAGUGCUGUAUAUUUGAUUAUUGUUCAAGCUGUAAAUGUUUUGCUAGAGUUUAUAUUAUAUAAAGAUAAAUAUCUUCAUGAAAUAUUGUGUAUAU
Messenger RNA from Pelmatolapia mariae (spotted tilapia), 5117 nucleotides. RefSeq names its product proton myo-inositol cotransporter-like. The transcript has 10 exons. Gene Ontology annotation, molecular function: myo-inositol:proton symporter activity. NCBI's taxonomy places the organism in Eukaryota, Metazoa, Chordata, Actinopteri, Cichliformes, Cichlidae. Bases 334 to 2298 code for a protein of 654 amino acids. The record is from RefSeq and is a predicted model, not a curated record. Gene Ontology annotation, biological process: transmembrane transport; myo-inositol transport. Gene Ontology annotation, cellular component: apical plasma membrane.